AGAAGACUAGUCUGUACCCGAAUGUAAUUAUGAGAGGAACAAAAUUAAUAUUGAUGGAGGUAGGAAAUGUAAAAUUUCUGGAUUCUCUCAAUUAUUUUCCUAUGCCUCUAACUGCUCUACCCAAGGCGUUUGAUUUGAAAGAGCUAAAGAAAGGAUACUUUCCACAUUUAUUCAACACUUUGGCUCAUCAGAAUUAUGUAGGGCCAAUUCCAGCGCUCGACUUCUACGAUCCCGACCAUUUAAAGGAAGACGCUCGGGAAAAAUUAUUAAAAUGGCAUGGCGAAAGACAAGCGGAGGGAUACGUUUUUGAUUUUCAGAAAGAAAUCGUUGAAUACUGUAUCUCCGAUGUGGAAAUAUUGACACAGGCGUGUCUCAAAUUUCGAGACCUGAUGAAAACCGAAACCACAGUCGAUCCCUUCCAGGAAAGCACCACUAUUGCAUCAUGCUGUAACAAAGUCUUUAGACGCAAUUUUUUAAAACCUGAGACGAUCGGGCCUCUCUGUCGCAGAUGUCAGGACUUAUUAAAUGCCAGAUUCUACCGAACCAGAACUUAUAUCCCCGUUUUACCGUCAAAAAUGAACAACAAAUUGAUGUUUGUUAACUGUCAAAAAUGUGGUGAAGAUUUCGUUCGAGAAGAGUGUCAGCAUUCUAUUCAAGAAAGAAGCCUAAAAGGAACUUGGGUGAUAGAAGAGGUGCUCAAAGCUAUUGAAAAAGGUUACCAGAUUAUAGAGACUUACGAAAUAUGGGAAUACGAUACAAUUCAGCUCAGUAAAGACCAAGAGGGGUUAUUUAGCGGAAUGAUGAACAAGUUUCUACAAAUAAAACAACAAGCUUCAGGAUGGCCCAAACAUUGCUUAACGGAUGAAGAAAAAAACCGUUAUAUUGAUGCAUUUUUGGAUAGAGAAGACAUAAAGCUGGAAUUUUCAAAAAUUAUAGAGAACCCCUGUUUGAGAUCGUUAGCUAAACUUAUGCUGAAUUCCUUUUGGGGUAAAUUUGCUCAAAAAGAAAACCAAAACAAAACCUCAAUAGUCAGAGACUGUGGUGAAUUCUUUGAUAUGCUGACUAAUCCUUCUAUUCAUGUAAAUACAGUUCUCCCGGUAAACGAAGAAACCCUUCUCAUAACUUGGGAAUUUAGAGAAGAGGCCUAUGACGUUUCUUCAACGGUUAACGUUGUAUUGGCUUCAUAUGUCACGGCCCUAGCUAGACUAAAAUUAUAUUCAUUCUUGGAGAAAGUGGAAGAAAGGGCAGUUUACGUAGAUACAGAUUCAUGUAUUUAUAUCUCUCGUAAGGGAUUAGACGACAUAUCUACAGGCGACUUCAUAGGUGAUAUGACCGAUGAGCUCAAUGGGGGUUUCAUAUCAGAGUUUGUUUCUGGAGGACCUAAGAACUACGCCUACAAAUUACUACUUUGUCUGGAGAGGAACAGAUCGUAUGUAAAGUAA
Messenger RNA from Acanthoscelides obtectus, 1442 nucleotides. The record is from the annotation of a GenBank genome assembly. NCBI's taxonomy places the organism in Eukaryota, Metazoa, Arthropoda, Insecta, Coleoptera, Chrysomelidae.